Messenger RNA from Planococcus citri (citrus mealybug), 1036 nucleotides. RefSeq lists its product as uncharacterized. The record is from RefSeq and is a predicted model, not a curated record. NCBI's taxonomy places the organism in Eukaryota, Metazoa, Arthropoda, Insecta, Hemiptera, Pseudococcidae. The transcript is spliced from 5 exons. The coding region runs from base 129 to 863 and encodes 244 amino acids.
GAUAUCUACGUUUGCCAGUUUUAUAUUAAAGAAAAAUCUUACAUGUUAAUGUACUCGUAUUAUGUCAUUCAAUGGAGACAGACAUUUUUCUUGACGUGAAUAGUUCAGUCUGAUUUUAUUCUUUCGCCAUGAAAUUAAUUUUGCUCGUCGUUUGUGGUUUGGCGUUUUUUAAAAGUUUUGUUUUCAGUGUCAGUGAAAAAAACCUCCAGCAAUACAUAACCAAAUCACUUAAAGGAUUCAAAAAUGUUAUGUUGAAAGGAGACGAAGAUCUGAAUUAUCCUAUCAUGGAACCUUACAAAAUAGGAAACUAUACCUGGGAUUUUAUAGAUACAUCUGGAAGUAACAAGCACAGCCUGAAAACUAGUUUUGAUCAAUGCACUUUACAAGGACUUUCCAAUUAUAAUAUAAAUCGAGUAACAGUGAGCGGUAAAGAUAUACGAUUCAAUUUCGGCCUUACUUUCUCCAAUUUAGAAACAAAAAUUCCUUACAAAUUAGAUGGAUACAUAUUCAAAGGCAUCAUGCCUGUUUAUGGCGAAGGCCUUCUCAAGCUCUCUACUCCUGCGCAACAGUUUUAUGUUUCAAUUGAUUUGGGUAUCGAGAAAGGAUUCAUUGUGCUUGAAUCUUUACAUCUUCAUAGAUACAAUAACGACAUAAAUGUCAAAGUCACUGGUCUGAUGGAUCUACCGAAUAAAUUCGCUGGCUACGCACUGGAUGACAUUUUGGACAAUAUUGUGAAGGAGUAUCGUGAUAAGGCAUUGCAAAACUACAUGAGUGAUCUCAUCGAAGAGAUUAUUGGUGGAAUGACCAUGGAUGAGAUUUUCAAAUUUCUCGAUCAUUUCGUUAAGAAGUGUGAUGAAAAAUGAAUGAAUUUCCGGAAAAUAUGUUUGUUUGUGGAAACAAAUUAAUGUUGAAAUUAGAUAGGUACCUACCUAUGCAAAAGAUUGAACGCAUAAUUUUAUAGUCAUAUGUUUGAGCUACAAAUUUCAAACAAAAAUAAGUAUAAGUACCUAUUUUGUAAAAUUAAAACAUGAAAAAG